This is a messenger RNA of Hyalella azteca, 120 nucleotides long. RefSeq lists its product as uncharacterized. The record is from RefSeq and is a predicted model, not a curated record. NCBI's taxonomy places the organism in Eukaryota, Metazoa, Arthropoda, Malacostraca, Amphipoda, Hyalellidae.
CCGUGGAGCUUCUUGUUCGUGAACGUGAACGCGACGUACUUCGAUCCUGCCAACACAAACUACAAUCAAUCCCACUGCUCUCUGGAGAACAUUUCGCUGGGAGAGUUUGGGGUGUACGAG